Aspergillus vadensis CBS 113365 is the source of this 1133-nucleotide messenger RNA. RefSeq names its product gamma-glutamylcyclotransferase family protein. The annotation marks the transcript as partial. Gene Ontology annotation, molecular function: gamma-glutamylcyclotransferase activity. Lineage: Eukaryota; Fungi; Ascomycota; Eurotiomycetes; Eurotiales; Aspergillaceae. The transcript has a single exon. The record is from RefSeq and is a predicted model, not a curated record.
CUUUAGGAUUUGAAAGCAAGAUACACUUGUUCUUUUUAUUUAGAUCGAAGAUUUAUCUGGACUGGUUGGGGUACUAUAUUCCAGUCACUCUUUCUCUCUCUCUCUCUCUUACUUUUCACUCUUUCUCGAGUAUACAUCUAUAUACCAGUCCUAUCCCUCUCUAUACUACUACUACUCUACAACCACCACAAACCAUACUCCUCAAUACAUACAAAAUGCAUCUCCACACAGACCUCGACGUCGACACCACCACCACCCCCUCCACCCUCAUCAACAUCACCACCGCCACUUCAGCAACCAAACCCACUACAACCACCACAACAACUCUUACCGAACUCACCUCCACAACCCCAUCCCCACUCCCCACAACCGCCCUCACCAGUGGUACCGCUAAACCCCUCUACUUCGCCUAUGGCUCCAACCUCUCCCCCACGCAAAUGGCCUCCCGCUGCACCGCCCUACCCUCCUCCUCCAUCCCGCUCGCCAUCGCCCGCCUCCCAAAAUGGCGCUGGCUGAUCCACGAGGGCGGCUACGCCAACGUUGUGCCCCCCGCUGAGAUGUGCGUCUCGAAGCAGCAAGCCGAGUGCAUCUCGACCGGCGAGGUGGGUGUUGCGGGCGGUCCUGACGAGGAUGCCGUGUACGGUGUGUUAUAUGAUAUGGGAGAGGAGGAUGAGAGGAUUCUCGAUGGGUUUGAGGGCGUGGAUUAUUCGGCUCCGGAUGCUGCCGAGGAAGAUAUGGUGGAGGGCAUGGUGAGGGAGAAGGAGCAGGGUCAUGGGAGUUAUAACAAGUGGGUUGUCGAGGCGGAGGUGGUUAAGUGGAUGAAUGUUGAUGGGAAUGAGGCCAAGACAGUGCCGGUCUUGGUGUAUGUGGAUGAGGUGAGGGUGCGGAAUGGUCCACCCAAGGCGGAGUAUGUGCCCAGGAUGAAUCGGGCGAUUCGUGAGUCGGUGGUCCUUGGGUUGCCUGCUAAGUGGGCAGAGGAGGUUAUGAGGCCGGCUAUUCCGUUGAACUAGCUGGGUUGGUAUAGACUAGACAUAGAUCUUGUGCUAGAUCUUCUAUAAUAUAAGCAUAGCGUAUUAUUACAUUUCAUGGUGUCAUUGCUAUUUCAUAGUCUAUGCAAAAAUGUUAAAGUUCCA